Messenger RNA from Mauremys mutica (yellowpond turtle), 3748 nucleotides. RefSeq names its product cytosolic phospholipase A2 epsilon-like. Gene Ontology annotation, cellular component: cytosol. Gene Ontology annotation, biological process: glycerophospholipid catabolic process. The coding region runs from base 1 to 2583 and encodes 860 amino acids. The record is from RefSeq and is a predicted model, not a curated record. Lineage: Eukaryota; Metazoa; Chordata; Testudines; Geoemydidae. The transcript is spliced from 21 exons. Gene Ontology annotation, molecular function: calcium ion binding; calcium-dependent phospholipid binding.
AUGUUUCAGGAGCCGCUGCCAGCUCAUGUGCCAGUAGUAACAUAUGACUUGCUUGCAACAGAGACCAAAAUGGCAUCAUGUACUAGUUCACCUCAGGAUCGAAACGUUAAAACAAAUCCUUUGGGAAAUGUCAAAACUGAGCAUGGGAGUCACUGUGCAGCGCAGGGGAAUCCUGAAUUUAAGAUGGAAUUAUCUCCUUGUUACUUGCUCGCUGUAAGAAUAAUACGAAUGAGAAAUCUCCGUCGGGCAGAUACACUAAGCCAUUCUGAUUGCUACGUCAGCCUGUCGUUGCCAACAGCUACAUGUGAAAAGAUCCAGACCAAAACUGUCAAUGACUGCAGAAACCCAGUGUGGAAUGAAACAUUCUACUUCAGGAUCCAGAGUCAGAUCAAGAACGUGCUGGAGCUGAGUGUCUACGAUGAGGAUGUCGUUACCCAGGACGAUCACCUCUUCACUGUGUACUUCGAUGUAGCUAAACUUCCACUUGGAGAAAGAGUUCUCAUAUACUUUAAGACUGACCCAAAGGCACAGGAGGAACUAGAGGUAGAAUUUACCUUGGAGAGCAUUUCAGGCCCUCCUGAAGCCAUCGUAACUAAUGGAGCACUAGUGUCUCGUGCACUUUGCUGUUUGGAAGUUCAGGUGGAUGAGAAGAAGCAGCAUAAAUCAAGGAAAGACCUCUCCCUCACAGUGAAAGGUUCCUAUGAAGGAACACAGGAUCUUACACUGGGCCCUGAUGCUAUCAUUAGCCCUUCAUUUCCUACCAAGUUCCACUAUGUCAAGUAUAUGGAGCCAACACUGAAUGUUAUGCUACCGAAGAAGAAGAGUUACAAUGCUCGUACCUGUACCUACACUAUAAACACAGGCUCCCCAGUUGUGAUGCUGAAUUCGCUCCCCAUGGGAGAGAGAGUAACAGUAGCAGAGGAGAAAAGAUUUGAUUUGCAUGUGAAGGCAGAAGACUGUCAUUGUUCCUGUCCACAAGACCUAGAUGUGCGCUUAGGGUAUGACCUGUGUGCAGAGGAGAAGGAUUUUCUGUGCAAAAGAAAGAAGUAUGUUGCUGCUGCCCUGAAAAACAUUCUCCAUCUAGAAGAGGACCUGCAGGACCAUGAGAUUCCAGUGGUGGCAAUCAUGACAACAGGUGGUGGAAUGAGAUCAUUUACAACGACAUAUGGCAGUCUAUUGGGUCUCAAGAAAUUAAAUGUCUUAGACUGUGCAACAUACCUGAGUGGUUUGUCUGGCACAACAUGGACCAUGUCAAACUUGUAUAAAGAUGCUUAUUGGUCACAGAAGGAUCUAGAUGAGAAAAUCCAUGAAGCCCAGAAAUGUGCGACCAAAUGCAAGAUGAGUUGUUUCUCUAUGGAGCGCAUGAAAUAUUUUAACCAGCAGCUGUGUCAGCGUAAACAAGAGGGAUACAGGACAUCAUUUAUAGAUCUGUGGGGGCUGAUCAUUGAGUAUAUGCUGCAUGAUGGGAAAGAGAACCAGAAACUCUCAGACCAGCGGGAAGCGGUGAAAGAGGGUCAGAACCCGUUGCCCAUCUAUGUGGCAGUCAAUGUCCGGGACAAAUAUAGCACUCUAGAUUUCAAAGAAUGGGUUGAGUUCACUCCUUAUGAAGUGGGAUUCUUGAAAUAUGGAGCAUUUGUUCGCACGGAGGAUUUCGGAAGCGAGUUCUUUAUGGGACGGCUGUUAAGGAGGCUCCCCGAAACCCGGAUCUGUUACCUUCAUGGCAUGUGGAGCAGUGUAUUUUCUCUGAACCUGUUAUACAUCUGGAGUUUGUCCAACAGUUCAGAGGACUUCUGGCACAGGUGGACUCGAGACAGAAUAGUUGAUAUUGAGGAAGAGCCCAUGCUGCCUACUAGGCCACAUGAGGUGAAAACUCACUUGCUCACUCCUGAAGGCCCUUUUUCCAGUGCUCUUCGAGAUGCUUUAACAGAUCGCCUGUCGGUUGCUCAAUACCACAAUUUCCUCAAGGGCUUCCAGGUGCAUAAUGACUACCUGGAGAAUGAGAAGUUUUGUAGAUGGAAAGAUACUGUGUUAGACAUGUCUCCCAACCAGCUGAGCGAGCAAUCAGAUCUCCUUGGCAUGGUAGAUGCUGGAUUUUUCAUCAAUACCAGCUGCCCACCACUUUUAAGGCUAGAGAGGAAAGUGGACGUCAUCCUGCAUUUAAGUUACAGUGCAGGAUCGCAGACAUUGCCUCUGGACCAGGCCUGUAAAUACUAUGCAGAUCAGAAAAUCCCAUUCCCCAAAGUUUUCCUGAGUGAGGAAGAUAGGAAAGAUCUAAAGGAGUGUUACCUGUUUCAAGAUUCAGAAACCCCAGGAAGCCCCAUUGUGGUAUUUUUCCCACUUGUGAAUGACACCUUCCGAUAUUAUACAGCACCUGGUGUGACACGCUGCUGCUCAGAGAUGGAGGGGGGCAAAGCUGAUGUUACGAGUUGCUCUUCCCCAUAUAAUACAUUCUCAGUAACAUACACUGAUGAGAAUUACCACCAGCUGGUAAAUCUAAGUGAAUACAACAUCCUGAAUAACGCACACCUGAUUCUGCAGGCCUUGCGUACAGCAGUGGAACGGAAAAGGCAACAGAAGAAGUAGACACCAUCCCAAAUGCCUAUAUCUUCAGGGUUGAGAUUUGUGUAUUUCCCAGCACAUGGAAGGACCAAAGCUUGCUGAUGAUUGACCUUUACACACCACAGAAGCUGCUUAGCUUGGAUACCUCAGUGGAUUCUCUUUCAUCUCUGUGAAGUGGCUGACUUAGAUAACCAAAAUUCACCAUCUGUGAAGACUUUAUACAUACUUUGUUCCCUAAUUAAUUUAAUUACAACAAAGCUGUUUGUAGACUACUUUAAAAUUAUUCCAGAACUCUAAUAAUGAAGUUUAAGUAAUGCUAAGCUAAUACAGUAUAAUUUAUGGCAUAUAGGAAAUAUAUUUUAAAUCCUUUUAAAAUGUAAAAGUAAACCAAGACAACAUAGGUGCAAUUGUAAUGCCGACAGACUCUGGUUGUCGGCAGGUGGGAUUGAAUCAGGGACCUCUGGAGUUUAGUGCAUGAGCUUCUACCACAUGAGCUAAAACCCAACUGGCUGUUAGCUAAGGCUGUAGAGCAGACUCAUCAACUGCUCUCUCUUUAAGUGGUCUCAGUGCCACUAGAUGGGACAGAACACCACACCAGAAGGCGUGUGGGUUACACAAUCACUGAGGGGAUUGGGAUGGGUUGAAUGAAUGGUUUCUGCCAUACAACUUUCCUUCCUUUAGUGCAGUCCACACCAAACUUUCUUGUGCCAGUGAGGAAAACAUGAGACGCUCCUUUUCUUCCUUCCCUCCCACUGUUGCUAGUCUCUGUAAUAGCCCCCAAUUAAACCAUUCUUUUACCUUCCCUGCUGUAGCUCCUGUGGUUGGUCUGGUCAUACGGAUACAGCUUCACACAUAACCUGCAGCAGAGAUAGAUGUGUCAGCCGCUGCAGGGCUUAUUCCUCCUGCCUUCAGGGGGUGAUGUAGGAAGGCUGCAUAAAGAUACCCCUUCUUUCCCACCAGUUAUGUUCCCAAUUCUGAGGUAACACUGAACCCAGGAGGGGGCACCAGAAAGCACUUAAGCAGGAGCCAUGCACUCAGGAGUGGUGCAUAUACUGCAUAAGGCAAAGUAUCCACACCAUGCAGCUGGCAUUUGAGCCCCAAACUACUUUCAGUUUAGCAAUUAUCUUGAAGGUCUGUGUCAAAGUAUCUGGAAACACAGCAAGGACAAAUGCCCCGCACAGUAAUACAA